Molecule: messenger RNA, 390 nt
Organism: Soboliphyme baturini
Lineage: Eukaryota; Metazoa; Nematoda; Enoplea; Dioctophymatida; Soboliphymatidae
Source: the annotation of a GenBank genome assembly
AUGUUUGUGGGUGCCACAGGUAUGUGCCGAUUUGCCACUGCCAACGCCACCGGGACGCUGAUGCUUCUCGUACCUCUUGCAGUUCCUCACCAGCCCUCGUCCGCAGUCGUCGUCGUCUCCUGCACCGCGUUGCUGCUGAUGCUGCUGUUGGACCUGAUCCCCGGCGCGUCAGCUCUGACCUGCGAGGCUGUCUGCUACCGCAGCAGCAGAAGCGUGAAUGAAUACGGCACGUGCAUGAAGGAAUGCGGAAAGAAGAAAAAUGUCGUCGUCUCCGGCGCUGCCUCUGCCGCUGCUGCCGCCGCCGCCGUUGCACUGCCAUUCCGGAACAAAAGUAUGAUUGAACUGUGUUGUGUAACCACUUUGCAGUUACCCUUUGCUUUCCUCGGUUAA